CAGGGCCCGGCUGCCCCUGCCCGCCGUGCGCUUCCUCUCCAAGCUUCAGGCCUCAGCGGGACCCCGGAGGGACGUGGCAGGGCCACCUUGCGACGGCCCGUAGGGUUAGGACCAGGGGAGACCCGCGUUGCUUCCCCUCCUCGAGGGGUGGCGAGACCCUCCAGAGGCGCCUCCGCGUGGCAAGAGUUCGUCGGGUCGCCUGCGGCUUCCCCUCGCUUUAAGCCCGAGGAAUCUUUCCCUUCUGCCGUUACGACUUUCACCGCGCGCGGGGAGAGCUGGAAACAAACAUCACAUCUAAAUUUAAAAAAAAGAAAGAAAGAAAGAAAAGAAAAAGCGGAAGAAGCUGCGAGGCGGCGACAGGGAGGAGGCGAGGAGGAGGGGCCGCGCACGGCGGGCCCGGCCGGAGGCGGCGGCGGGGACGCGGGGACGCGGGGACGCGGCUUUGUGCUGGCGGGUCGCGGGGCGCCCAUGGCGGAGUGCGGCCGGGGGGGCGCCGCUGGCGGGGCCCUGCCCACCUCCCCGGGCCCAGCUCUCGGUGCCAAAGGUGCCCUGAAACCCGGGGAAGGUGACGGCAGCGGGGGAGGUCGCCUCGGCCACGGGCGGACGCGCUGUGACAGCGGCGGGGUUUCUAACGGAGACUGCAGCCUCGGCGUGUCCGGGGAAGAAGCCCGGGUCAGCUCCGCCGCGGGACCUCACGGUGGGGUGCUCGCUCCGAGCCCCAGCCCGGCUGCCUGCCCCCUCCUCCGGGAAAACAAACCGGGCGGCCUGCCCCGCCGGAGCAGCAUCAUCAAGGAUGGCACGAAACAGAAGAGAGAACGGAAGAAGACAGUCUCCUUCAGCAGCAUGCCGACCGAGAAGAAGAUCAGCAGCGCCAGCGACUGCAUCAACUCGAUGGUCGAGGGUUCCGAACUCAAAAAGGUUCGCUCCAACUCUAGAAUUUACCACCGGUAUUUUUUACUGGACGCUGACAUGCAGAGCCUGAGGUGGGAACCAUCCAAGAAGGAUUCUGAGAAAGCCAAGAUCGAUAUUAAAUCCAUCAAGGAAGUGAGAACAGGAAAAAAUACGGAUAUAUUUCGCAGCAAUGGCAUUUCCGACCAGAUAUCCGAAGACUGUGCGUUUUCGGUCAUUUACGGAGAGAAUUAUGAAUCCCUUGAUUUGGUUGCCAACUCUGCCGAUGUUGCGAACAUCUGGGUGACGGGACUGCGGUACCUAAUAUCUUAUGGAAAACAUACCCUUGAUAUGUUAGAAAGUAGCCAAGACAACAUGAGGACUUCCUGGGUUUCACAGAUGUUUAGUGAAAUUGACGUAGAUAACGUUGGACACAUCGCUCUGUGCCAUGCGGUGCAGUGUAUCAGAAACCUCAAUCCCGGCUUAAAAACUAGCAAAAUUGAGCUUAAGUUCAAAGAAUUGCACAAAUCCAAGGACAAAUCUGGAACCGAAGUCACGAAGGAAGAAUUUGUUGAGGUUUUCCAUGAGCUUUGUACUAGGCCUGAAAUCUAUUUCCUUUUAGUUCAGUUUUCAAGCAAUAAAGAAUUCCUUGAUACCAAGGACCUUAUGAUGUUUCUUGAGGCAGAGCAGGGUGUGGCACAUAUAAAUGAGGAAAUAAGCCUUGAAAUUAUUCACAAAUAUGAGCCAUCCAGAGAGGGCCGGGAAAAGGGCUGGCUCUCCAUAGACGGGUUCACGAAUUACCUUAUGUCCCCUGACUGUUACCUGUUUGACCCGGAACAUAAGAAGGUGUGUCAGGACAUGAAGCAGCCUUUGUCUCAUUACUUUAUAAACUCAUCUCAUAAUACGUACUUAAUAGAGGAUCAGUUCCGAGGUCCCUCUGAUAUCACGGGAUACAUUCGCGCUCUGAAAAUGGGUUGCCGGAGUGUUGAAUUAGACGUGUGGGAUGGGCCCGACAAUGAACCUGUCAUUUACACAGGCCACACCAUGACCUCUCAGAUAGUCUUCCGCAGCGUCAUUGACAUCAUUAACAAGUAUGCAUUCUUCGCUUCAGAGUAUCCGCUUAUCUUAUGUUUGGAAAACCACUGUUCUAUUAAGCAGCAGAAGGUGAUGGUUCAACACAUGAAGAAAAUUUUAGGAGACAAGCUCUAUACAACAUCCCCCAAUGUUGAGGAAUCCUAUCUGCCAUCCCCAGAUGUCCUGAAAGGGAAGAUACUAAUUAAAGCGAAGAAGCUGUCCUCCAACUGCCCUGGAAUGGAAGGGGACGUUACUGAUGAAGAUGAAGGAGCAGAGAUGUCUCAGAGGAUGGGCAAAGAGAACGUGGAGCAGCCCAACCAUGUGCCCGUGAAGCGAUUUCAGCUCUGCAAAGAGCUGUCCGAGCUGGUAAGCAUCUGUAAGUCGGUUCAGUUCAAAGAGUUUCAGGUGUCCUUCCAGGCGCAGAAGUACUGGGAAGUCUGCUCUUUCAACGAAGUGCUCGCCAGCAAAUACGCCAAUGAAAAUCCGGGGGACUUUGUAAACUACAACAAACGUUUCCUCGCCAGGGUUUUUCCCAGCCCAAUGAGGAUUGACUCCAGUAACAUGAACCCUCAAGAUUUUUGGAAAUGUGGAUGCCAGAUUGUAGCCAUGAACUUUCAGACGCCAGGGCUGAUGAUGGACCUGAACAUUGGCUGGUUUAGGCAGAAUGGGAACUGUGGCUAUGUCCUCCGGCCAGCCAUCAUGAGGGAGGAAGUCUCUUUCUUCAGCGCCAACACGAAAGACUCUGUGCCAGGAGUCUCACCUCAGCUCCUCCACAUCAAAAUCAUCAGCGGGCAGAACUUUCCCAAACCCAAAGGGUCAGGUGCCAAAGGUGACGUGGUGGAUCCUUACGUCUACGUGGAAAUUCAUGGAAUCCCCGCCGACUGUGCAGAACAAAGGACAAAAACAGUGCACCAGAAUGGAGAUGCUCCUAUUUUUGAUGAAAGCUUUGAAUUUCAAAUUAACCUCCCAGAGCUGGCCAUGGUGCGCUUCGUGGUACUAGAUGAUGACUAUAUCGGGGACGAGUUUAUCGGCCAGUACACCAUCCCCUUCGAAUGUUUACAAACGGGUUACCGCCACGUCCCCCUGCAGUCACUGACUGGAGAGGUCCUUGCACACGCCUCUUUGUUUGUCCACGUGGCCAUCACUAACCGGAGAGGAGGAGGCAAACCUCACAAAAGGGGCCUUUCUGUGAGGAAAGGGAAGAAAUCCAGGGAAUACGCAUCUUUGAGAACACUGUGGAUUAAAACUGUGGAUGAGGUGUUCAAGAACGCCCAGCCCCCUAUCCGGGACGCCACAGACCUGAGAGAGAACAUGCAGAAUGCGGUGGCGUCCUUCAAGGAGCUGUGUGGCCUCUCCUCUGUGGCCAAUCUCAUGCAGUGCAUGUUGGCGGUGUCCCCCCGCUUUCUGGGGCCUGAAAACACACCCCUGGUGGUCCUGAAUCUCAGCGAGCCGUAUCCCACCAUGGAGUUGCAGGGCAUCGUGCCUGAGGUUCUGAAGAAGAUCGUCACUACCUACGACACGAUGAUCCAGUCCCUCAAGGCCCUCAUUGAAAAUGCAGAUGCUGUGUAUGAAAAGAUUGUACAUUGUCAGAAGGCAGCCAUGGAAUUCCACGAGCACCUGCACAGUAUAGGCACCAAGGAAGGCUUGAAGGAGCGCAAACUGCAGAAGGCCGUGGAGAGCUUUACCUGGAAUAUCACCAUCCUCAAGGGGCAAGCAGACCUUUUAAAAUAUGCUAAGAAUGAGACUUUGGAGAACCUGAAACAGAUCCAUUAUGCUGCUGUCUCGUGUGGACUGAAUAAACCAGGGACAGAAAAUACUGACGUUCAAAAGCCCCGCCGGAGCCUGGAGGUCAUCCCCGAAAAAGCAAACGAUGAAACGGGAGAAUGAGGGAACUUCUAGAAAUCAUUUUGGAGUUCGUGACUCUAGGACCAAUGGCCGUCAAACGGAACUUUGCACUCACUAAUGGAAACGAUGUUUGGGAUCUUAAAAGCACAACUGGAAUAGCUAAUUACAACCUGUUAAAACUGUGAAUGUACUAGCAGUCCGGCGUGUGAAGGCAAAUAAACUCUUUGACAAGAAAUUAUAUUCCUGGCCAAAGUACGUGCUAUAUUUGUAUACAAAGACAUCAUCACUCAGUUCUAGUGCGAACAACAGACUAGUCACUCUAGUUCCAUCGAGAAAAAAAAAAGUUUUCCUAACUGGAAAUGCUUUCCUUAAAGUCGAAAUGGAUUGUAUUGUCAGAUUAGUAUUUAUUGGAGCAAAACCUAGUCUGCGCAUUUUACUUAUGUGUGAUUGCCAGAGUCUCUGGGCUGUAGAUGAUUUUGGUGGCAUGCCUGCUGAGCCAUAAUUGCUAAGGAGAAUGUAAGUGGACAGAUCCCCUGAACCCCCAGGGACCUUGGAGAGCCAUCGAAUACAAGGAGACGUGCAAUUGGACUGAAGCUCCUCGGCUGGAGACAUGUGCUGGGUAUAAUAUAUAUGAUGUAAAAGCAGCCAAUUUGGAAGCAGCACAUUGUAAAUAGUUUUUCAUUGUAUGAAGUAGUGUUCACAUUAAAAAGAUGUUUUAUGAUA
Artibeus jamaicensis (Jamaican fruit-eating bat) is the source of this 4530-nucleotide messenger RNA. RefSeq names its product phospholipase C like 2 (gene PLCL2). Gene Ontology annotation, biological process: lipid metabolic process; regulation of synaptic transmission, GABAergic; intracellular signal transduction. Gene Ontology annotation, molecular function: inositol 1,4,5 trisphosphate binding; GABA receptor binding; phosphatidylinositol-4,5-bisphosphate phospholipase C activity. The record is from RefSeq and is a predicted model, not a curated record. Lineage: Eukaryota; Metazoa; Chordata; Mammalia; Chiroptera; Phyllostomidae. The transcript has 7 exons. Bases 469 to 3849 code for a protein of 1126 amino acids.